Molecule: messenger RNA, 2917 nt
Organism: Acipenser ruthenus (sterlet)
Lineage: Eukaryota; Metazoa; Chordata; Actinopteri; Acipenseriformes; Acipenseridae
Product: kelch-like protein 13
Exons: 8
Coding region: 158-2032 (624 amino acids)
Biological process (GO): protein ubiquitination; regulation of cytokinesis
Cellular component (GO): Cul3-RING ubiquitin ligase complex
Molecular function (GO): cullin family protein binding; ubiquitin-protein transferase activity
Source: RefSeq, a predicted model, not a curated record
AGAGUCUGCAACAUCUUAUACAAGAUAUAGAAUAGUGUGAAAGGGAAGCUCGUGUUCAUGUUCAUGUGCAAAAAGCUGUCAUCAAAUAAAGUUUUUUUUUCUUGAAAUAUAAAGACAGGAUCCUUUACUGAAGGGGUUACCAGAGGGAAAAGACAAUAUGGCGGAAGAAGACAAACUUGUCCGUAAACUCUCCUGGGUCAGCCGCAGGAGGACAUCAGCAGUCAGCAAGCCCCAGACCAGGAAGAGUAACAGGGGCACCAGAAUCUUCAGCAGUGAUGCUCAUGGCUCAGCUGCUUUACAGGGUUUUGACCAGUUUCGUUCUGAUGAAACCCUUUGUGACGUGGUCCUGGUGUCAGGAGAAGGAUCUGAGUCAUUCCCUGUCCACAGAGUGCUCAUGGCUUCUUCCAGUGACUACUUCAAGGCAAUGUUCACAGGUGGCAUGAAGGAACAGGAGCUAAAAACAAUCAAGCUUCAAGGGCUGAGUCGUGUCGGUCUGAAGAACAUAAUAGACUUUAUUUACACAGCAAAAGUAGCCCUCAAUAUGGACAACCUCCAGGACACAUUAGAAGCAGCAAGCUUUCUGCAGAUCAUGCCUGUGCUGGACUUCUGUAAAGAACUGCUUAUAAGUGAGGUUACGACAGACAACUGUGUGGAAGUGGGCCGAAUCUCUACCGUCUACCACCUUACAGAAGUGAGCAGCUUCAUCAAUGAGUUUGUCCUCAGGAACUUCUCAGUUCUGUUGAAGGAAGGGCAAUACUUGCAGUUGUCCGAGGAUAGCAUGGCCCAUGCUCUGGCCAGUGACAACCUGAAGAAUUGCACUGAGAUGGAGCUCUUCAAACACACCUGUGAUUGGCUAAAGCAUGACAAAUCCCGCAUAGCACACACCUACAAGCUCAUGAAGAACAUCCGUUUUCCGCUCAUGACCCCCAGUGAGCUGUUGCAAAUAUCCGAUGAAGCAGAUUUCCUGCGGGUGGAAGCAGCCUGUGUCAACCUGCUCCUGGAGGCAAGCAACUACCAGAUGAUGCCUUACAUGCAGCCCAUCAUGCAGACAGAGAGAACACACAUUCGCUCUGAUGCCAACCACCUGGUCACCUUAGGGGGAGUACUACGCCAACAGCUAGUGGUCAGCAAAGAGCUACGGUUGUUUGAUGAAGAUACCAAGAAUUGGAAGGCCCUGAAACCAAUGGAUGUGCCAAGGUACCAGCAUGGCAUUGCUGUGAUUGGCAACUUCCUCUACAUUGUGGGUGGGCAGAGCAACUAUGACACCAAGGGGAAGACAGCAGUGGACAGUGUCUAUAGAUAUGACCCUCGCUUUAACAGGUGGUUGCAGGUGGCCUCCCUUAACGAGAAGAGGACCUUUUUCCACUUGAGUGCCUUGAAAGGAAAACUGUAUGCAGUGGGUGGAAGGAACACAACAGGCGAGAUAGCUAGCGUAGAAUGCUACAACCUUCGCAAUAAUGAGUGGACAUGUGUGGCUCCAAUAAGCGAACCCCAUUAUGGACAUGCUGGAACAGUUCACGGAGAUUUAAUGUACAUCUCAGGAGGCAUUACACAUGACACGUUCCAGAAACAACUGACCUGCUAUGAUCCUGACACCAACACUUGGAGUCGCAAAGCAGACAUGUCCACCCUUCGAGGACUUCACUGCAUGUGCACCAUUGAGGACCGCCUUUAUGUCAUUGGAGGAAACCACUUCCGGGGCACCAACGACUACGAUGAUGUGCUCAGCUGUGAAUAUUACUGUCCAGGAACAGACCAGUGGACAGCCAUUGCACCCAUGCUGAGCGGGCAGAGCGACGUGGGGGUGGCAGUGUUCAAGAGCAAGAUCUAUGUGAUUGGGGGUUACUCGUGGAACAGCCGAUGUAUGGUGGAGAUAGUUCAGUGCUAUGACCCCGAGAAGGAUGAGUGGGAAAAAGUGUUUGAUGUCCUGGAGCCUCUUGGGGGUAUUCGGGCUUGCUCUUUAAUUGUACAUCCACCAGACGACACCGUGGAGUCACAAACACAAGAGUACCCCCUGUCCACCAAGAGCUGAGACAGUAUCGACUCUGGGGUGGUUGGGGCCUGGAGGGUUGGAGAAGAUUCGGUUUGAACAGCUUUCAAAACACUCAUUCUUUUGGUACUGGGGGAACAAAGACCUUUUUGUGAUUGACUUUAUUAGCUGUGUGGAUAUCCAGGCUUAAUUGAAUAUCAGCUGACUUAAUUGUAACUUUACUGUAACUUUACCACAGCGGUAACAUUGCUCAUUCUUCUUUAAAAUAAAGGUUUUUGCAUUACAUAAAUUAUUCAUAUUGUGUCAAAAUGUCAUAUUUCUAUAUUUUUACAUAAACCAAAAGCAUAUAUAUUUUAUUAAAUACAGCAAAUCUCAAUGAAGUGUGUCGAUGAAUCCCAUCUAACAUCAAUUACGUACACUGCUCUGCUCUGCUCUGCUGUGCUCUGCUGCUCUGCUCUGUUGUACUCUGCUCUGUUGCUCUGCUCUGAUCUGCUGUGCAGCUCUGCUGUGCUCUGCUGCUCUGCUCUGCUGCUGUGUUCUGUUCUGCUGAUGCGCUCUGCUGCUGUGCUGCUGUGCUGUGCUGUGCUCUGCUCUGUUCUGCUGUGCUCUGCUCCUUGCCCUGGGUUCGUCAACCUCAAGUGGAGAGACUGCUCCUUUUAUACACCUGUCGCUGGGCUUAAUUGAUUACUAAUUAUACAUUCUGAAUGUGUCUUUGGCAGGGAUAGUAUUAACCCUAUCCCUGCCAAACUGGAAGAACGACAAUAUAACAAUACAUCAUAUACAUACAGGGGCUUGCGCCCUAUCACAGUGACAUUUCGAAAUCUAACAUGAAAUACUGUAGUACUAUCAUGGCUACCGGUAGACUUUUGCGAUAUCAUUUUGUACUUUCUUUGAUUGCAUGAUGUUGAAUAAAAUACCUAAAUUCUG